CAGACCCGUAAUCAAAAAUGAAUUUUCCUAGAGAAUUCAUAAUAUUCCUGUUGAUUUGCAUUGAGGAAUACGGAUUAUGUCAGAACACAAUUGAACCGAUUGUUAGUAUCGGUCCAACACCCGCACCAAAGUUCAUCACACGAGGACAUUUGUAUAAAGCUGUGAUCGGCGAUACAAUCAUUCUGCCAUGCAAAGUAAAGGAUUUAGGAUCUUACAUUCUUUUAUGGCGUCGAGGGACGUCGGUUCUCACAGCUGCAAGUUUAAUGGUCACGAGGGAUACACGUUUCAAGUUGGUUGAUGGCUACAAUCUUCAAAUUGGAAAUGUAAGAAUACAAGACGCGGGAGAUUACGUGUGUCAGAUUGGAGAUCAAGAAGCAAGAGACCAAGUUCAUACCGUGGAGAUUUUAGUGCCACCUUCAGUACGUCCAGUGCCUCAAAAUGGUCAAAUAACAGCAAGAAAAGGCAGUUCUGUGACGCUUGAAUGUAAAGCCUCUGGCAAUCCCGUCCCCAAUCUUUAUUGGCAUAAAAAGAAUUCACAUACUCAAUACCACUUAAGUGAAAGUUCAACAUUAGUACUCGAGAGGGUGGAUCGGAGUCAUGCAGGCACUUACCAAUGUAUGGCUGAUAAUGGAGUGAGAGAAGCAGUUUACGCCGAUAUCGAGCUAACAGUUUUAUCUCCACCUGACAUUUCUGUCGAAAAAACGUGGAUUCAUGCGGCUGAAGGAUGUGAUAUCCAAUUAGCGUGUACUCUGCAUGGUGAUGUAAAUUCAGAAAUGAUGUGGUAUCAGAAUUCUUUUUUGUUGGAUCCUACUGAUCGUCGUACAAUGUACACAAAAGGAGAAAAAUAUAUUUUGAAUGUAACAAAUUUCCAUACGACGGAUUUUGGAAAUUACAGUUGUGUCGCUGACAAUUCUCUGGGACGAACGAAAAAAUACAUCGAAGUUUCAGGACGACCUGGGCCUGCGGAAUUUUUGUCACCCACAUACUCUGGCCAUUUAGACCGAUAUAAUCUCACAUUUAAAAUCGAAUCAAUUCCGUUGCUUGAGGAAAUAAAGCUGCUCUAUAGAAAACUCAUGAUGAAUGAGACAUAUCAGCAUCCCGGCAAAUGGCAUGAUCAGAUCCUGCAUCCAUCCGUUCAACGUUAUGACUCAAGACAUUUUGUCAUGUCAUAUAUCAUAAUUGCAUUAGAGCAUAAUUCCGUCUACGAGGUGAUGGUGCAAGCGAAGAAUUUGUAUGGUUGGAACGAGGUGAGUGAUAUUCAUCAAUUUUACACCAGAAGUUAUGAGAUUAGCAUGGAAGACUUGGAAUACGUAAUGAGCUCGAUAUCAUACGCUACAGUGUCAUCAAGCAUCGAUAAAUAUUUAAUGUUCGUAAACAUUUUAGUGGCUUUUAUGAUCCUUAAAAGGUGACCCGUUCACGUAAUGCAUCUUUAAGACGACAUCUAUCAUUUAAUUAUGUUAUUUAUGCAUAAAAGGCGCACUAAAGUUUAAAUGAGCUAAGAUUGGAAAUCUUUUUGACUGAUGUUGUUGAAAGAUGACACGAGAAGAAAACAUUUUCUCGUUCACUUCCUUCCCUGCUUUCCUUUAUUUUAAAUGAAAUUAUGAGAAAAAUUAUGAGAUAAUUGCAUUAAGCUAACAGCAUUUAAACGACGUAAAUGGGAGAAAAGAAUCCGAUAUCACUAAACUUACCUAGUUUAAACGUUUAGCAACACUAUGUGUAAUGAAAGUUAAAAGUAUAAAGAGAAAAUUAAUAAGAAGAAAAUUCUUUUUUGUAAUCAUUGUAAUUGAAAUUUAAAAAGAUGUUAAAACGUAACUAACACCUUCACUAAUGUUUGGAAAAGGCGUAAAGCGAACCGCCGGUGAUAAAAUAUUGCAUGCAAUUACAUGUAAACGUAAUGAAAAUGAAUAAAAAUAAAGAAAACAUUUUUGUAAAUUAGAUUUUUAGAAUGUAAGUUUUGAAAUUCGAGUUGUAAUUAUUUUGUAAAAUGGAAGAGAAGAAAGUGAAGUAAAAGUCUUUAAAAUUGAUAAUAAAAUCAAAGUGUUUU
Molecule: messenger RNA, 2044 nt
Organism: Clunio marinus
Lineage: Eukaryota; Metazoa; Arthropoda; Insecta; Diptera; Chironomidae
Source: the annotation of a GenBank genome assembly